Molecule: messenger RNA, 3576 nt
Organism: Larimichthys crocea (large yellow croaker)
Lineage: Eukaryota; Metazoa; Chordata; Actinopteri; Sciaenidae
Gene: kcnk12l
Product: potassium channel, subfamily K, member 12 like
Exons: 3
Coding region: 232-1581 (449 amino acids)
Biological process (GO): stabilization of membrane potential; potassium ion transmembrane transport
Cellular component (GO): plasma membrane
Molecular function (GO): potassium ion leak channel activity; outward rectifier potassium channel activity
Source: RefSeq, a predicted model, not a curated record
UGGAAAGAGCAGCGGCGCUCGGGGGAAACGGACGCUGCUUCAAAGAGGACAGGCUGUAUCUGCUCAAAGCAGCUCUCACUAACCUCCAUUUAAAGCCAAAUGCAUUGCUGUGCAUGUAAACCAAAAGAGCUCUAUAAAGCCAGCGUGUGUAUGUCAGGUGGUGGGUGAUACCGUGAGCGUGUGUCCUGGCAGCACAGGUGGAAGGUGGUGCAUGUUGUUGCUGCUGUGCUCAUGGCUCAGAGGAGGGCUGCCGGUGGCUGCUGCUGCCCCAGGGCGCCCAUGAACGAAGACAACGCCCGUUUCUGCCUGCUGGCCGGGCUCAUCCUGCUCUACCUACUGUGCGGGGCGGCAAUCUUCUCAGCCCUGGAACACCCCUUUGAGUUGCGUGCCCGUCGUCUUUGGAAGCAGCAGCUGGACAACUUCACCCAGCGAUACAGGGUCAACCUGGGUGCCCUGCACACUCUGCUGCGUCAGUACGAAGAAGCGAACGGAGCUGGGAUCAGGGUGGACACGUUGAGGCCUCGCUGGGAUUUUUCUGGAGCUUUCUACUUUGUGGGCACGGUUGUCUCCACUAUUGGUUUCGGCAUGACUACCCCAGUGACCAUAGCUGGGAAAAUAUUUCUAAUCUUCUACGGCCUCAUCGGCUGUGCUGCCACCAUCCUCUUCUUCAACCUCUUCCUGGAGAGGAUCAUCACGAUGCUGGCCUACAUCAUGCGCUGGUGUCAUGAGCGCCGGUUGCGGUGUGCUGGAGUUGGGGUGGUGUCAAGCAGGGAGGAGACGUCCGGUGAGGAGGACAGUCUGGAAGGCUGGAAACCUUCAGUCUAUUACGUGAUGCUGAUCUUAGGUGUGGCAUCGAUUGUGAUUGCGUGCAGUGCCUCCACCCUGUACAGCUCCAUGGAGAACUGGAGCUAUGUGGACUCCCUUUACUUCUGUUUCGUGGCCUUCAGCACCAUCGGCUUCGGGGACUUGGUGAGCAGUCAGAGACAGCACUAUGAGUCUCAGGAGGCCUACCGGCUCGGGAACUGCCUUUUCAUUUUAAUGGGCGUGUGUUGUAUCUACUCACUUUUUAAUGUCAUUUCUAUCAUCAUCAAGCAAACUCUCAACUGGAUCGUGGGUAAGCUGGUUUGCUCGGGGCGCCAUCUGUCCUGCUCCUGCUCUACGCCUGGUUGCUGGUGGCUCUGCUGCCCAUGCCUCCAGAACAAAAACCACAAACAGAGGCGCCUGCCUGCGCACCUCAGGCAAAAACGCUUAAAACGCAACACCGUGCAGCCCAUCUCAUCCCACUGCCCCACAGGGAGACACCGUUACACGGAGGGGUCGGUGGAGACAGUGUGCGACAGCGAGACGGAUGGAGGCACGGUGGCUGACGGGGUGUACGUGGGUCGUCGUCUAUCCGGUGAGAUGAUCUCCGUCAAUGAGUUCAUGGUGUCCAAUAAGGUGUCUCUGGCACUGCUGCAGAAGCAGCUGAGCGAAACAGCUCACCAGGGUCCACGGCAGAGCCAUCAAAAUGGAUUCUCUGGUGGCGUGGGGGCCUUGGCCAUUAUGAAUAAUCGCCUACAGGAGACGAGCGUGGAUAGGUAGCACCGCUAAAAUGUUGUGGACUUGUUGUGCUUCGGGUUAUAUUGGACCCUUAAUCCAACUGAUUUCAAGAUUUGUCCUCUAAUUAAGCAUCUGUUCAGCACCUCUCUGAGCAAUUUCAGCAGAAGUCUAUGCAGAUAAUAGCAGACUUCCACCUGUCUGCAUCACAAAUAAUUGUUCACAUUUUGUUCUGCGUAGAAAAACAGAGCGAGAAAAGAUGAAUGCAAUUUAAAGAAUUCAGCCUCGCCGCGAAGAGGGGUCUGAUGUCCUGAAGUGAUUGGCUCAUACAAAAGCAAUCAGAUGAAAGAAGCAGUGAAGGACCACUUAACGAGGGGACUGCUGAUUUGAGAGUGCUGCACAUGUCCCCGGAGCUCCUCGAUAAAUAUAUGUGAGGUGGUAGUCGGUACUAGUGAACACGCAGACAUAAACACCUCCUUUUAGAUAACUAGCUGCAUAUAUAAAAUAGUGAUUUGUGUUUAAGCAGAGCUUCUCGAACCCACUAGAGGAGCUCACGAGUGCUGUGAGAGAGACGUUUUAAUUUGUUGCUUACUCAAUAAGUCGCCCAUCUUGUUUCAUCAAUGCACGUCAUUGAAAUUCAUAGUAAUCAUGAAAGAGCGCUGAGAUCCAGGGGUUUUUCAAUCGAGCACAUCUAAUCAAACGUGGCCCCCGUAGAGGACGUCCUCAUGUUCAAUAAGUGCGGUACAAAUAGUCGCAGGAUCACAUCAACGGAGCAGUGAGCAAGAUUCAAGCUGAAGGAGAUCCUUUACUAUGCAAGAAGAGACAUUUUUAAUCCAUCUUGUAUGAUCCACAUGUGCAGACGAGACAAAAUCAUCCAUUCUCCUCUAGUAGUCAUGCUUCACUGUCAAACCAAUGAUGGAAAUAGUAGUUUAGUGAGUCACUGUGUGCACGUCGUCAGUCAAAUAAUCUUUAUUUAGGUUUAAAACAAUCAUGACUCUUAACAUGUAACGUCUAUACACAGAAAAUUACUCACUGAAAUGAUAUAACAAUGCAGUAUGACGCAGAUCCCAUCCUGAAGCUGACCUGUCCUGAUGCUGUUUGUUUUAUCGACUAUAUAAAAGAAGAAUAAGGCAGCACAGUAUCCAACUUACGGGGGAAAAAACAUAUUUCACACAGACUGCAUUGAAGAACGAGUUUAGAAAAAAUGUUAAUAUAAAGAGAGAGCUGCAAAAUAUAACUUAAAAUAUAAUUUGCUUGGUUGUUGAAUGAAGAUUUCAGGGCAUUUGGCUUUGAGCUCAUGCUGUAUAUUUAAUUAUUUGAACCAAUAACUCUUUUUAAACGUCUCUCCAGCCGAAUGGAUUUCGUCCUACAUGUUUAAAAUAAAGCAAACGCCUCGUUAAGAGUUUAAACGAUGUGUGAAAUGUAUUUUUUCUUGCGUGCGUGUCAAGUUUUUAUUAGUAACUAUUUAAUCACUGUUUACUUGCCUGUCACUUCUCAACCACGAGGGAUAAAGAUGUAUUUGUGCUUUCACCACCAGCUUUUAGCGCUGUUAGCACUGUUAGCACUCCCUGUUGAAACAGAUGGAUACAUGUUAGCUGUUUGCUAGCUUUUAACUAGCACCGACAACGUACCAGACAUUUUUCCUUCCUAUAGAGGCAAACAUUUAAAAUUAAUCUUAUUUAUAUAUUAUAUUAUCCAUCUAUAUAUUAAAACAUCUCUUUAAAUAUAACUCUACAUAUACUUGUUCCUUCUUUUUAUCCAAUGAAAAUGUACAGUUUCACAGUUGGCUGUUGUUCGUUUUAUCUUCUGUUCACUGAAUAAUGAGGCAGAGGUUUUUGUUGCUGGGUCAGUGUCUCUGAGUUAAGUUUUACAAAAUGUCCUUCUUGUAUAAAUAUAAAACAUAUCAGGCUUUAUUAGACCUAUUUUUGCAUUGUUAUCUGCUAUGACAAGACAGUCCUGCUGGCACGACGACGACGUAAACAAACAUCCCUGUCUGUUAAUCAUCUCUUUUUUUUUUCUUUUUUUGUCAAAUUGCACACA